AUGAGUUUGAGUUCCUUCAUCGUGUCACCAGUCCUUCGUUUGAAACAGAGCAAUUUAACCACCCGUAUUUCUCCCCGUUACAGCAUCAUUAUUACAGGAGUGACCGUGCCCGCUGCGCGCGGGCCCGCCAAAGGAAGCCUGGAGGAACGGGCCGGCGCAGCCGAUCAUGGUGUCGUUGGCAAGUUGCCGACAGGGUCCGAUGAUUUCGGCGUCGGUGUAUUGUUGGUUGACGGGGAAUUCUGCCGAAUGAGUUCCCAAUUGUCGGCGAGAAUCACCAGAAUUCGAAAAGUGGGAUCGACUUUCCGAGGGCCUUGGAUCAGGUCGCGGUCUAGGACCCCCAGGAGUCGACCACUGCACGCCAUCCACGAUCCCUUGGGAAAGGGGUUUGCGGCGGUCCGCAUCCACCCGGCCAGAGACUUCCAGGGUUGCUGGUCGACGGGGAAGAGAACGAGGCACGUGGCAUAUGUGUAUGCCUUUGCGAGGAGGGCGGUCGUUCUCUGGCUGCAACCAGGUCCUGCUCCAGCGCAAAAUAAUGGGGCGUACGGAGUCAAGCCGCCAUCACUGGGCAGUGUCAGCGCCACCUGUACGGAGUGGGUUUCGUCUGUCUCCUAUCUAUUAACGCCUACGCCUUGGAAGAACAGGAAAACGAAGACGUCGUCGACGGGUUUGGCUUUGAGGGACCGGGAGGGGGACGAUGACGGCGUCGGACUGGAUGGUGGGGACAUCGAUCCACAGGCCCACUACGAAGCCUUCUUGAAUGUCCUUUCAGCGGUUCGAGGCAGCGAGAUCAAAGAUAUGACAGCGACUUCGGCGCUGAGGCGCUUGGACCAAGAGGCGAGGGCAGUUGACCCAAGCCAGGACGACAACAAUGCUGCCCAGCGUGGUCGCUAUUUCUAUACCAUGCUACAGGACCUCCAAGACUCGCCGUUCCGCGGCAUGGGACUGCCCAGCCGCGAGGAGAUCGACGCGGUAUUGAAGGUCCAGAAGAAAGAGGACAGCAACGUGACGGCGAAGAUCCAGGGCAGGCAAACGAAUCCGUCUUCUGCGCAUGUCGGCGAGCCACACGGGAGCCCACGGUUGCCCGUUCACGGAUGCGAAAGAUCUCCAGAAGGGUCGAUGGCAGUCUUGCUACCGGCGGCGUUUCUUGACGAGCGCGGCACACGGCUGCAGGAAGAAGGGGGUCGGCAGCAUUUCCAAUACAUCGGCGGCGAGGGCGGCACCGGCAAGUCUCGCGUCAUACACGCCAUCAAGGACAUGUUCCGGCUGAAGGACGGUCUCCACACGCUGCUCCUGACGGGCGCCAGCGGUAACGCGGCCGCGCUUAUCGGCGGAGUGACGCUGCACUCGGCGGCGAACAUUGCGUUUGAGGGCAGGGCAGCGACAGCAAAGAACGUCUCAGAAGAAGAGAAGCUGCGGUGGAAAAACAUGAUCAUGCUGGUUAUCGACGAGAUCAGCCAGUUCGACCCCGUCCUGCAGACCAGCCUCCUCUUGCCAACGCCUAGGGACCCCGGUGGACAGAGACCGGACAGCUCGGCAAAGCACUUAGCAGCGCAUAAGCUGGUCCUCCAGUUCGCGAACGUCGUCAUCCUCCGCGAACAGGUCCGCGCGGCCGGCUGUGCAAGGCUGCGGGGCUUCCUCCGGCGCCUGCGCAGUGGGGAGCAGACCGAGCUGGACUUCCAGCGGCUGAGCCAACGCGUCUAUACACCGUCGUGCGAGUCCUCCUUCGUAGACGGCAUGAGAGCCAUCACGCCUCUGAACCAAGACCGGUGGGACCUGAACAUGGCGGCCGUCGUCCAGUGGGCUCGUGCCCACGGUAAGCACAUCUCAGUCUUUGCGGCCAAGCACGAUACUGAGUCGGGGAAGCGAUUGAGUGCGGGGGACCUAUGCCACGUGCUCCGCUACGGAGACGACUCGCAGCUGCCGACCCCCGGCCUGUUCUUCUACGCCCAAGGGAUGCCGGUAGUGGUGACUCGGAACCAGUUUGUCGGGCUAAAGGUCGUCAACGGGGCGCCUUUCAAGGCCGUCGACAUCUUUCCCGACCUCGCCGCCGGCACCAUCGCCCUCGCCAGCGAUGUGACUCUUCAUCUUGGACCGCCGGUGGCCGUCCUCCUCGAGUCAGACGACAGCGCGGGCCUCGCCAUCCCCGGGCUCCCCAAUGGCACCAUUUUAAUCAAGAGCAAGACGGUCGCCAUCCCGAGCCAAAUGCGGGGCAAGGAAGGCAGAUGGAGGGGCAAGCCAGGUUUCAGGUGGGUCACCCACCGAACGGGGCCUCUUUGCACCCCGGCCUUCGCCAUGACAGAUCAGAAGAGCCAGGGCAAGCAGUUCUCCAACGUCCUCGUCAACCUCAAAGGCGUCCACUCCAGCGGUACGGUGACUCGACCCAGCUUCAUGAGCUUGUACGUGCAGCUGUCGAGGGCGCAGAGCUGGGACGGGCUGCAUCUGUUUCGGAAACCGGGGCGUGGCGACUUUAUUGAGCCCAAGAAUGUGCUCGACAAAGACAUGAGGGAGGCCAUCCUCAAGCUGGAACGACGGGGUGAGGAGACCAGACGGCGGUUCGAGCAAGACCACAGGCACGAGUCGUGGUUUCAAGAAUGGGCUGCCAUGCCUGAAUCUGGCCAGGGUACUGAAACCGAUGACGUAGAGGACGCGGCGCUCUGGCGAGACCCUGGGGUUUCCGAGCUCAGAUCGUAG
This is a messenger RNA of Chaetomium globosum CBS 148.51, 2691 nucleotides long. RefSeq lists its product as uncharacterized. The transcript is spliced from 6 exons. Lineage: Eukaryota; Fungi; Ascomycota; Sordariomycetes; Sordariales; Chaetomiaceae. Gene Ontology annotation, biological process: telomere maintenance; DNA repair. Gene Ontology annotation, molecular function: DNA helicase activity. The coding region runs from base 1 to 2691 and encodes 896 amino acids. The record is from RefSeq and is a predicted model, not a curated record.